Messenger RNA from Synchiropus splendidus (mandarinfish), 1923 nucleotides. RefSeq names its product homeodomain-interacting protein kinase 2-like. NCBI's taxonomy places the organism in Eukaryota, Metazoa, Chordata, Actinopteri, Syngnathiformes, Callionymidae. Gene Ontology annotation, biological process: peptidyl-threonine phosphorylation; positive regulation of transcription by RNA polymerase II; intrinsic apoptotic signaling pathway in response to DNA damage by p53 class mediator. The record is from RefSeq and is a predicted model, not a curated record. Gene Ontology annotation, cellular component: cytoplasm; nucleus; PML body. The coding region runs from base 336 to 1754 and encodes 472 amino acids. The transcript has 7 exons. Gene Ontology annotation, molecular function: transcription corepressor activity; ATP binding; SMAD binding.
UGUGACGAGGUGGGUUGGGCGGUGACGUCGGAAGAGGUUGUGACAAAAAUGAUUUUUUCAUGCAACAAAAUGAACAAGAUGAUAAACUGAGAGGUUCAUUCUUUGGCAUAGCGCUUUUAAAAUGAUGUCAUAAUGAGGUCACAAAGUCAAAGUAAACUAGGAAGCAGAUAAAUAUGACUCAAAAACUGCUGGGUUACUAAAUAAUCUUGGGAUGAAUGUACAUGAAAAGCAGAGGCAACAGUUGACUUUACAACCACAGCGACAACACGACAGCAGGAUGUCCAUUCGUCAGAAGAAUUCCACUUUGAUUGUACCUAAAGACUUACCUGUCAAACAUGGCUGCAGCAUCAACUAACCAGCCAGAUAAAAAGGAGAUUCAAAAAGGAUCCGUUUUGGCUUCUUGCUAUGAGGUGCAGGCUUGUCUCGGCGAGGGAGCCUUUGGCAUGGUGAUCAAGUGUUACAACACCGCAUCCAGAUCACAGGUGGCCAUAAAAAUCAUCAAACAAGACCCUGAUCAUUACAGAAACGCUGAGAAGGAGAUAAAGAUUCUCAAAGAGCUGCAGAUUCUGGACCCUGACCAAAGCUCAGUGGUCAAAUGGAUGGGCUUCUUUCUGCAUCAGGAUUUAAUUUGUAUGGAGUUUGAGCUUCUAGACAUAAGCUUGUCCAUGUUCAUGGAGAGGAGGCAGUUCAAGCCUCUGUCGUUGGAUGAAGUCCGGCCGAUUGUGAAUCAGCUCUCCAUGGCACUGUUCUACCUUAUGAGCAUUAAAAUCAUUCACAGAGACAUCAAGCCCGAUAACAUAAUGGUGGUGGACCACAAAAAGGCGCCGGUGCUGGUCAAGCUUAUAGACUUCGGCAUGGCCAGCAAAGUGGUGGAUGUUUGCUCCUGUGUUGUGCAGACGCUCUGGUACAGGGCCCCAGAGGUCUUGCUGUGUGGCUGCUACACAGAGUCCAUUGAUAUGUGGUCUCUUGGUUUGGUCGCUGCUGAGCUUGCUCUUGGCUUUGUAGUGUUUCCAGCAGAGGACACAUACGACAUGAUGAAAUUCAUUGUGGAAUCUUUGGGUCUGCCUCCAAAAGACACACUCCACCGUGGUGAAUCAACACAUAUCUUCUUCAAUGUGAACAACAGCAGCCCUGAGCGCACCUGGACACUUAAGACUCCUGCAGAAAUCGCCAAAGAGUUCCAGCACCAGUUCAGAGACACAAGAUAUGUCCCCUUCGUUUCACUGGAGGCUCUGUUGUUCUCAAGGAUUUCUUUUGCUUCCUUGAAUGACACCUGUAAUUUUGUGGACCUGGUGAUGAACAUGCUCAUGGUUGAUGAUAAUGAGCGUAUAAAACCCCUUGAUGUGCUAAAACAUCCUUUCUUGUAUCUGGAACAGUAUGUUGACCAAGAAAAAUACCAAAAUGGUGAAGGAGGAGCCUCAGUAAUGACAGCUGAUAUUCCCCAAAAUAUGGUGGGAGACACAGCUUUUGUGGAGAAAGGUGUAACCAGGGUGGACGUGAUGGGCAGGAAAGAGGUGGAGGAACUGAAAAAGUCUGUUAUCUUGAGCCUGGAGACUUUCCUCACGGACAUCCAGUCUGAACGGGAAAAUAACUCACUGCUUGGUAAGGAAAUAAAGAGUAUGACUGCUUCACAACUGGAAAUGAACCUUCGGUGGGAGACUCUUGAAGAGCAAGCUGUCGUCUUCCAAAAAAGAAUUCACAUUGCAAUGAAAUCCCAGGAGGAACAGCAAAGCAAAGGACACCUUCGUGGAUGAAGAAAGACGCUCUCUGGAAGAAUUCUGUUGAGACUGAGAAGGCGGACCCCCACCAUUUCCUUCACUGCAGCAUCAGAGAAGAAAAAGACAACACGACAUAAUUAUUGAAAAACUGAGUUCUUUUUGAGAGCUUGUAUUCUGCUGCAGAGUUUAUGAUCAUUGUUGUUGA